GGCGAGCUCGGCGUGGGUGGCAGCGGCAGUCUGUGUCCGGCGGCGAGGGCGGACAGAUACAUAUGAAAUAAGUGAAGAAGGUAAAAUCGGCAUCAAGUUCUUAAAUGGACAGAUUUUACCAGUGAAGGGCUUAUGAUCUUCACAGCAACAAAGAAAUCUCCUUUUACUGAGAGAUCAGCGUAGGCAAACGGAGCGCGAAGGAGACCAGUGUCAUCCGCACUCUCAACGCAGGCGAAUUUUACGAGGAAAGGAAGUGGGAAGAGGACCUAUCGAGUAACCGAAGUUCUGUGUGUUUAGUGUAAAGCAGAAGGUGCUUGUUAAGGGUCACUUUGGCUCGUGGUAACGGAUCUUCCCCGCAGCUUAUCACCCUUGUCACCCUAACACACACCCUGGCGUCUUAUCUCUCCCCGAGUCCUUCCCCUUCUCGCCGCUCCCCUAGUCGCAGGUCGGCACCAGAGACGCGUAGGUCACAGCUAGGCUCUGGUCUGACCCGUGGCUGUCGCGAUUUUCGAGUCAGGAUCUCUCUUAGUGCCGCGUGCUUCGACCUUUAGUGACCUGUGCUGUUGGAGGCUGAUCGUCCAGCUGUGGUGCAAGAGACUAGUUGUUGAUAUGGAAACGACCGUGAACCUGGGAUGACCUCGCGUGAUCCGUUACCCGAUCAGUGACUGAAACGAGAACCACGAGAACCAUAACUGAAGGAGGAUCGCAGGACACCAAUCGUCCAUCGCCUGUGCCCCCCACCCCGAGCCCCCCCACACCCCUUAUCCCACACCCCCUCCCCCUCCUACACGGGCUAGUUAGUGUUUCAGAGUGACUGAUAGAUAUCAAAAAGGAUAAAAUCAAACAAUUCCAAAAGUGGUUGUGAAAGAGCACAUUAAUCAAAAUAGAGAACAAAAUAAAAAAUAAAGGAAAGUUUAAAAAGUGAAUGAAAAGAAGUACAAAAAUAAGAAAUCAAAGGUAACAGAGACGGUAAUCAAAACAAAAGUUCAAGAUGAAUAGUGUACAAAGCGGAGGAGAAGGAAACAAAGGAGGAGGAGAGAAGAAUGAAGAGGAGUUUGCGGUGGCGACGCCCAACCAGAGAAACUGGAAGGGCAUCAUCAUCGCCGUGUUGGUCAUCUGCUUCGUGCUGGGCAUGAUAGUAACGAGCGUGUUACUCCUGACGCCUCCUGACGACGGGCCGAGGGUCAAAGGUCGGAGAUUUGAGUUAGAGGAUAUAUUAGGGAACGAUUUCAAGAUACACGGAUUUAACGGCAGCUGGAUUUCCGACAACGAGCUGGUGUUCAAGGACGCUACCGGAGGGCUGUCCAUCUUCGACGCUGAGAGCCUUACCUCGCGUGUUCUCGUGACCAACAUUACCUUCCGUCAGCUCAACGUGGCCCACUUCAGCGUCUCCCCCGAUCUGCGCUACGUCCUCCUCGCUGAACACGUCGAGAAGCUGUUCCGGUAUUCGUUCAAGGCGAAGUACCACAUCUAUGUCAUCGAAACGCAACACCACUUCCCCCUCACGCCCACGCCGGAGGAUCGUGGCCACCCGCCCUUGGUGCUGGCCAAGUGGGCGCCCGUCGGCUCUGGCCUCGUCAUGGUCAACGAACGCUAUGACAUCCUGUACAAGCGCACAGCCACGUCCAGCGAAGUCCACAGGAUCACGGACUCUGGGCGCCCCGGCAUCGUGUACAACGGAAUUCCCGACUGGGUCUAUGAAGAGGAGAUCCUGGGGACGAAUAGCGCUGUGUGGUUCUCUCCCGACGGCCGCAUGCUUGCCUACGCCUCCAUCAACGAUACGCUGGUCGACAUGGUGCCCAUCCCGCAGUACGGCCCCGAGCUGCAGUACUCGCUGGUGCACUGGCUCAGAUAUCCCAAGCCCGGCCAGGAGAACCCACGAGUGACCUUGUGGGUCGUUGACCUGAGCGACCUAAGGUCAAUCAGGCCGCGUGACCUGAAGCCCCCGAACGUGGUCAAAGACCAGGACCACUACUUCACGGCGGUCACGUGGGUCGACUCCGGCACCGUCAGCGUCGUGUGGAUGAACCGGGCGCAGAACACCUCCGUCAUCACCAUCUGCGCGCAGCCGCUCUACUUCUGCGAGGCGACCCACACGGAGCACUCGAGACACGGCUGGGUGGAGCUGUACGACGCGCCCGUGUUCUCCGAGGACGGCCAGAGCUUCUUGGUGCGACUUCCGGUGCGUGACGGGGAGGAGGGCGAGUUCAAGCACGUCUGUCUGUAUAGCGUGCGCAUGCGUCGGGUUAUUCCUAUGACGCAUGGCCCAUUCGAAGUCACGGAGAUACUUGGGUGGGACCAGAAUUAUAAUUAUAUCUACUACAUGGCAACGAUGGAGGACAAACCGGGCGAGCGUCACCUUUACCGUGUUUCCGACGUCAAUUCCCCCCUCCUGCGCAUCCCCGAGUGCUUGUCGUGCUUGGAGGGCGACAACACCACCGACACGUGCUUGUACAACAGGGCGCACCUCUCCCCGGACUUUGCCUUCUUCGUGUUGGAAUGCCUCGGGCCUGACGUUCCCAGGACCUACCUCUUUUCCACCUGGAGCGGGCAGGUGGGUCUUCGGAGCGAGAUGAUCUACACGCUGGACGACUACAACGAACUCCGAGACCGCGUGGAGGAGAUGGCCAUGCCCCAAGUACAGACUUUCCGCGUCGAGCUGGAGGGCGACAACGCGUACACUUACCACGUACAGCUGUUCCUCCCCCCUGGGCUGAGGGAGGACGAGAUCACCACUUACCCGAUGGUUGUGCACGCGUAUGCCGCCCCGGGCACUCAGGCCGUGACCUCUAAGAUGGUGAUUUCCUGGGGCACUUACCUGGCCUCCAAGAAGGACAUUAUCUACGCCAUGAUCGACGGCCGCGGCUCGGGCUUCCAGGGCGACAAGAUAAAGCAUGAGGUGUACCGCGCCCUUGGAGGCAAGGAGGUGGAUGACCAGCUGGCGGUGGCGCGCUACCUGCGGGACAACCUGCACUUCGUCGACGCCCGCAGGAUCGCCAUCUGGGGCUGGAGCUACGGCGGCUACGUGACCACGAUGGCACUCGCCCGCGACGCCGACGAAGUGUUCACCUGCGGCGUCGCCGUCGCACCCGUCUCGCGCUGGGAGCACUACGACUCGGUGUACACAGAGCGGUACAUGGGAUCGCCGCACGCGUACCCUGGCAGCAACUACAAGGGUUACGAGGCCGCGGACGCCACCAAAAUGGCCGGGAACCUCAAGGACAAGAUGUUCCUCCUCAUACACGGGACGGCUGAUGACAACGUGCACUACCACCACUCCAUGAUGUUGGCAAAGUCCCUGGUGGACGAAGGAGUCCUCUUCCAACAGAUGACGUACGCCGACGAGAACCACGGCCUCGCAGGAGUCAAGGAACACCUGUACAAGACGAUGAACAAAUUCCUCGCCGACUGCUACAGGCCGACGAUCAAGGAGCUCUACGUCCACAUCAAGAAAAAGAAAGACCUCGAGGAAAUCGGAUAUUUGUAAGGAUCGACGGAGUAAGGAAGAGAGUGGCGGAUGGAUUUCCGAAAGAUAAUGGCGCGUUUGUGUGGAUUCGGUUAAAAGGAAAACGAAAGUAGAAUAGUAAAAGCGUAAAGCGGUCCAUGUUGGGAAACAACAUUGGUUCACAAACACGAACUUUCACGCUGAAUUGAGUAUGAAGGAACAACAAAAAACUAUAUAAAUAGAGACAUGAUAAAAAUGACAUGCGAAGAAUAAGAUAGACAAUAGUCCAUGUUUCUGAACAAAAAAAAAAAAUGUUCUCGCACAGUUAUAUCUUCGCUCUCUUUCGGAAAAUAAUGACUGACUUAAGAAAAAGAAAGAAUGAGGUUUGAUGAAGUCGUGUUUUGCCGAAUGUUCGUUACCAGUGGAUCAGAAUGGUCAAGGAGACAAAUAAAAGCAAAACCAAAUAAUAUGGGAUGAAAUAGAAAAAGAUGAAAAUAUAUUUAGAAUCUAAAAGAAAGUUUAUUAGGUUUAAUAAAUUUUAAGAAAUGUACAUAGCUCCUAAAUCGGGCACAAAAUGCGGAAACUCUCCCUCGUCCAGAGUUAAAAAUGAUGACGUCAGAGCACCGUGACGUAUGAUGACAUCAGAGCACCACCGUACCGUACCGAUGACGUCAGAGUACUGUGACGUGGCGAUGACGUCAGAGCACCGUGACGUACUUACGACGUCAUGUCACACUUAUUUUCCUAUAUCCACCACGAUAUCAAAGCUUUGGUCGACGAAAGAGAUUCUACUAUUUUUAAUUCUACCGCUACGUUGCUCGGACGCGCAGCUUUCCAUUGUCCAAUUUAUACAUGUGAAGUGUACCUCCAUGUAGUUGUUAUUCGAGAGUAAGAAUUCCUGAUUAGUGAUGGAUGAACUAACCGGUUUUACGAUUACUAAACAAACACGCACAGAGUGUGAAUGCGUAAGAAUAAUACAAGACAUGAAAACAUACAUUUACAUACAUACAUACAUAAAGUUCAUACAUACAAACAUA
Messenger RNA from Penaeus indicus, 4482 nucleotides. It is a transcript of the gene Dpp10, whose product is annotated as dipeptidyl peptidase 4-like. The transcript has 19 exons. The record is from RefSeq and is a predicted model, not a curated record. The coding region runs from base 992 to 3487 and encodes 831 amino acids. Gene Ontology annotation, biological process: proteolysis. Lineage: Eukaryota; Metazoa; Arthropoda; Malacostraca; Decapoda; Penaeidae. Gene Ontology annotation, cellular component: plasma membrane. Gene Ontology annotation, molecular function: serine-type peptidase activity; dipeptidyl-peptidase activity.